AUGGAUGAGGAACAUAAUCUUAUGGAAGAAAAAGCAGUCAUGGAAGAAGAUUCCUCUGAUGUCGAAUUUGCAUGUGGAGAUCCACAAGUUGAGCCUCGUGUUGGAGACGAGUUUCAGGUCGACAUUCCUCCAAUGAUGUCUGCAUCCAAGCGCGCAGUGUUUCUUUCGACUCCUCUAGCUUUGGAUGAUUCCUUAUAUUCUUUUCUUGUCGGACUACCUGUCCAAGUAAUGUGGGUAGACAAACAUAAGAAAGAACAAGGAAAUGGUGAUGAUAAUGUUGACAUGAACCAAUCUUUGAGGUCUAUAAGAGCGAAAAGAAGCCGUUGCUCUGCGAAGAUCAGGGGCAAGAGUGAAGAGAAUUCGGAAUCCAAGAAGCAAAGAUUGAAUCUUGAGGCUGUUCCUGCGAUACCGUCCAGUUGUUGGGAUGAUUUUGAGGUGGCUAGCUUUGUUCUUGGUCUGUAUACAUUCGGGAAGAACUUUAUUCAGGUGAAGAAAUUCAUGGAGAACAAAGGGAUAGGAGAGAUAGUGUUGUUUUACUAUGGGAAGUUCUACAAUUCAGCUAAAUACCACAGUUGGUCUGAUUCCCGCAAGAAGCGGAACAGGAAAUGUGUACAUGGAAGAAAGCUCUAUUCAGGUUGGAGGCAGCAGCAGUUGUUAUCCCGUUUGAUUCCUUCUAUUCCCGAUGAAUCUCAGAAAAAGAUGCUCGUGAAUGUCUCAAAGUCAUUUGCUGAAGGGAGUAUCACUCUGGAGAAAUACAUAAGGGCGGUGAAGGAUCUUGUGGGUCUCAGGCUUCUGGUAGACGCUGUGGCGAUUGGUAAAGAAAAAGAAGAUCUCACGGUUGUUACAUCAGUACCAAUGAAGACCAAACCAUGGUUCACGGUUUCUCCAAAACCUUCUUCGGUCCCGGGCUUAGGUUACACUUCACUCACACCUGUUGACAUAAUAGAUAAAUUAACUGGCAGUUCGCGUCUGAGCAAAGCUCGUCGCAAUGAUAUCUUCUGGGAAGCUGUAUGGCCGCGUUUGCUAGCCAGAGGAUGGCAUUCAGAGCAGGCCAAGGACCGAAGCUAUUUUACCUCGAAGGAUAACAUUGUUUUCAUUGUCCCUGGCGUGAAAAAGUUUUCAAGAGGGAAGCUUGUCAAAGGCGAACAUUACUUUGAUUCCGUCAGUGACAUUCUAACAAAGGUUGCUUCAGAGCCUGAGCUUCUUGAGUUUGAAACAGGAGGAGAGGUCAGAGGAGCAGCCUCCAAUAAACUUGUUGUUGCAGAGAACUCUUCUGACCAAUCAGAUGAAGAGUCUUCCCUGUCUGAUAGUCAGAAACACCGUUACCUCAAGUCUCCAUGUUCUAACCGUGGACCUCUACAAAUGAAGUUCACUGUUGUGGACACUAGUUUGGCUGCAGGAGGAAGAAAGUUGUGUGAUUUACGGAAUCUGAGUGCAGAAUCUCUAGCUUCUGAGCCAAAGACUUGUCUAGGAGAUGAAAAUUCUUCCGUGCUGAAAAAUUCCCUGGACAAUCAGAAUGUGGAAAAGUCCCAAAUGAUGCCUCUCGAUACCAAGAACCAAGUGGAUGACCCAAUGCGAUUCACAAUUAUUGAUACAAGUCUAGACCACCGUGAAAAAUCAUCGGGGCUGAGGAGAUGGAGACAUUUACCAGGUAAUGACACAGAUAGGGGUUAUGUAGGUUUUGAUUCUACUGUAAAGGAGGAAGAGAUUUUGGAGAAGGUUAAGGAUCCAUCAAAGAGGCAUAGGUCUACCCGACGAGCAGAAAAGAACUACCAUUCAGUGAAUUCUACCCCAUCGUUGAAACGCAGACGGCUCAGUGCUUGCAUUAGGAGGGAGAAAAGCUGCUCAAGAGAAAGUCCUGUGUUCGAUUAUUUACCGGGUGAUGACACGGAAAAGAAAGUAUGUCCAGAAUUAGACCACUUAAGUUUAUGUGCGGUCCAACACCAAAAAAGCACUCGUGAAGAGGUGAAUGAGGACAAAGAGAGAGAUGAAACUGUGUUAUUGGUUGAUUAUGUGAACUUAAAGUCUGAUCAAUCAAAAAAGGCUGGAACUAGACCGUCUUCUUCGCUUGUUGAGAUUCAAGAAACAUCAGAGGUUGAACCAAAUGGGUUAAAUUCCAUCUCCGGUGUGGACAACAACUGUUCUCCAGAGGAGAUAAGAACAGUGCUUGAACCCAUUUUAUCAGAUCAAGAACCAAAUGGUUUCUGUUCAGCGUCAGAUUCAGACAAAAAACCCGCUUCCAAUGAUCUGAAACAAGAGCAAGCAGUUGAGCUCCCUUCCAUUUCAGGCUCAAACAUUAAUAGUCCUCCUUCCAAUGAUCUGGGAACUACUCAAGAACUUGGUUCAUCAGAGCAACAACAGCACGACCAACAGAUUAAUACUGAUGGUCCUCGAAGACAGAGCACAAGAAAGCGACCAUUGACCACCCGGGCUCUGGAAGCUCUUGAAUCCGGCUUCCUUACAACCAAGAGAAUGAAAAGCACGAUUAAACCGAGAAAGCGUGAAAGUUCUUCAAAGAAAAAGCAAUCGGCUAAACCGUGCAGCAGAGCACAACUUUUGUCAGGCAAUGGGAGUGGAGAUUUGGAUCAAAGAGGAGAAGAUAGAAGCAAUUUUGCAAAGAAAGCUAGAACAAGGAAACCCUUGGAUCAAGUAGAGGAUUCAAAGCCUAGCUUCCUUCUUAAUGAAGCAACAACUGAGAGUAAGGCUCUGGAUCCAGUACAGGAUUCAAAGCCUGUGCCAACUGAAUACCCUAAACUUCCACCGAUUGUUUUGAAGCUUUCCUUUAAGCGUGCCCGAGGAGCUUCAGAGACUUGA
Arabis nemorensis is the source of this 2814-nucleotide messenger RNA. Lineage: Eukaryota; Viridiplantae; Streptophyta; Magnoliopsida; Brassicales; Brassicaceae. The record is from the annotation of a GenBank genome assembly.